This is a messenger RNA of Xylaria bambusicola, 1646 nucleotides long. Its product is annotated as Metallo-hydrolase/oxidoreductase. NCBI's taxonomy places the organism in Eukaryota, Fungi, Ascomycota, Sordariomycetes, Xylariales, Xylariaceae. Bases 465 to 1646 code for a protein of 393 amino acids. The transcript has 2 exons. The record is from RefSeq and is a predicted model, not a curated record.
UAUGCCUGACUCCGUACUUUUCAAUCGACGUUUUGUUCUCUUCUACCUUUUCGUUGCUGGAACUGCACGACACGUGCGCGAUGACGGGUCGAAUACAUCAUUUCCACUGCCCGCUCGUUGUGUUCCGUAUAGACGGAGGUGGUUACGUCACAACUGAGGAGAACGAAGGGCUAUAUAGUCCAGGCGUACUUACUUAGAUAUUUGGUGACAAUCAACGUAUUGGAACAGGAUUGAAUUCGUUUUUCUAUCUCUGCACAUUUCGUUUUUUCUAUCAUCUAGAAGCUAUUCUACUAUGGCUUCUUUGUAAAUCAUAACCACCUGCAAUAGUACCAAGAUAUCUAUCUAUCUAUAUACUGCCCAUUUGACCUACAUUAGGUCAAGUGGUAACAUCGUACGGGUUGUAUAUAUUGAGAAAACUACGAUUUCACCGCCUUACGGUUCAAAUAAAGUAAUAGGUAGGCAAAAUGCGUCCGACACGCCAUCUCCAUAUCAACCCGUCGCGGCGCAUUCCGCUCCUCCGCGAGCAGAAGAGUCCGGAAGAUGCGCCGCAGAAUCUAAAGGCGAGCAAGAUACACACGCACCCUACAUCCACAUCCACAUCCACACCAGCGCCCUUAUCCGGCGCAGCAAAGCCCGCCGACGCGAGCGUGUACUUCAUCGGCAACGCCACGACCAUCAUCGAAUGGCAGGGGCUCCGGAUCCUCACGGACCCGAACUUCCUGCACGCCGGGGAUCACGUCCAUCUAGGGCCCGGCGUCACAGCGCAGCGGCUGAAGAACCCCGUUGUCGAUCUGCAUGAGCUACCGCCCAUCGACUUAGUGCUGUUAAGCCAUUACCAUGAAGAUCAUUUCGAUAAGCUGGUGGAGGAGAAGCUGAACCGCGAUUUCACUAUUGUUAGUACGCCGCAUGCUAAGGGGUGUUUGACCUCUGAGGCGAAGGUCGGUGGGGAUGGGGCUGGGCCGUUUCGUGCUGUCCACGACAUUGAUACCUUUGAGAGUCUGAUGCUCCAUAUCGACGGUCCGAAACAAGACGGACAUGCGGAGGUCCCCGUGGUGAAAAUUACGGCCAUGCCAGGAGAGCACGUCCCUCCUGGCCCGCUGGCGGCGGCGAACAACCUCCUAGGCGCCGUGCCACCUACCAACGGGUGGCUGGUCGAGAUGGCGUGGCGGCCCAGCGCGACGGAGGUAGAUUCCUCACUGAUCGACCCCGGAUACAGGAUCUACAUCUCGGGGGACACGUUAUUCGUGGACGAACUCAAGGAGAUACCGAAGUUCAUCGAGGAGCAGCAAGAACUGGCGCGGCAACGGCACCCGCACUCGCACUCUGCCGCGAACGACAACACCCGGAUCGAUCUCAUGAUCGUCCACCUGGGCGGGACGACGAUCCCGGGCCCGCAUAUGCCGCUGCUCAUGGUCACGAUGGACGCGAAGCAGGGCGUCGAGCUCAUGAAGUUGCUGAACCCGGACCUGACGAUGCCGGUGCACUUUGAUGACUAUAGCGUGUUUUUGUCGCCGCUGGAGGACUUCAAGACCGAGGUGGCGAAUAUGGGCGAGGAGUGGAGGGAUAGGGUCGUUUAUUUGGAGCGGGGCGAACAGUUCAACUUUGAGGUCCGCGGGGUCGAAAUGAAGAAAGAUGGCCCGCGCUGA